AUGAAGCUAGAUUGUCGCGUAUUGGAAAUUUUAGCUUUUCAUCCAGACUACGUCAGCCUCAGCGUAAACGAACGUCCUAAUGACGACUUACGCAUUUAUACUGAUCAGCAGCCGUUAAUAUUCGCUGUGUCGGAUAAAAAUCCCAAUGCGAAACUAAAACGCUGGAAAGGUAUUAUCGAUGAUCACGGAGCUAAGCACCACAACAAGAUCCUAGACUUCGAGAAUGGAGACCUAGUCGCCGAUUGCGCAGCACGAAUUGUCAAAAUCGGGGGCUGCAAAGCUACAGUAGACGCUACCUUCUGCAAGGAACUUCAAGGCGACACAUGCGCACAACAGAUGGUGGCCGGGGUGACUGCACAAUGCUACACCCUACCAGGUCACUUGAGUACAGUUACUGCAGUGGACCACGGUACCCUCAUCAUCAACGACGGCCAAGUGACCAUCAUCGACCUCGGUCUAAAACAAGAUAUAUCUGGCUCAUACCUUGUAACCUACUCUAGCAAGGUAUCACUAAACGGCUCCUGGUACAUAAACCAACUUGGAACUUCGAGGAAAAAGCUAUGA
Molecule: messenger RNA, 564 nt
Organism: Drosophila gunungcola (fruit fly)
Lineage: Eukaryota; Metazoa; Arthropoda; Insecta; Diptera; Drosophilidae
Exons: 3
Coding region: 1-564 (187 amino acids)
Source: RefSeq, a predicted model, not a curated record